Messenger RNA from Penicillium vulpinum, 2046 nucleotides. RefSeq lists its product as uncharacterized. NCBI's taxonomy places the organism in Eukaryota, Fungi, Ascomycota, Eurotiomycetes, Eurotiales, Aspergillaceae. Gene Ontology annotation, molecular function: transcription cis-regulatory region binding; DNA-binding transcription factor activity. Gene Ontology annotation, cellular component: nucleus. The record is from RefSeq and is a predicted model, not a curated record. The coding region runs from base 1 to 2046 and encodes 681 amino acids. Gene Ontology annotation, biological process: positive regulation of transcription by RNA polymerase II. The transcript is spliced from 8 exons.
AUGCAAAACAGACGGAGCAAAGUCUCUGGGAAACCUCCUUUACGGUUACCCAUCAUUGCCCCCAAGGAAGAUCUUUUCGACGCCUUUGCCAAGUCCGAAAAGGCCUUGAUCGCUCCACCACGCAUCCGCUUGCCUCCGCGAUCUCGUACCGGGUGUUGGACAUGUCGAAGUCGAAAGGCCUUUCGCGAUGAUACCCCUCGUAUCAUGGGCCGUAUGGCCGAUGUGAAGACAAAUGGCCAUGUCGUUUGGGAUCUUACUUCGCCAAGUUCCAAUGAUGAGAGAACCGAUUAUUUCUCUCUUGGGGAUUCACUUCCGCCCUUUUCCCUGCUCACUUCGGACGAAGAGCGCGAAAAGAAAGCAGAAGCCUUUAGUCCCGGCACGUACCAUGUCGUCAUGACACCAGACAGUUUCUCCUCCCUGCCAGAGUAUGCAGACGACGCAAUUGAGAAAUCUAGAUCAAAUCCCACCAGCGAGUGUAGGAGCUCUGCCGCAAAUAGCCCCACGCUCGCGCCCACAAUCGCGCCCAAGCCGGAUUCCAGUGUGAGAGGCGAAGAUCCUAAUGUGGUUAUUUUGAAGACUUUUGAAGAUGUUACAAGGCGCUCCCCGUCAAAUGGGAAGAUCUCGAGGAUCUCUCCGACAUCUGAGAUCUCAGAUCCGUUCUGCAAUCUGUCUCUCUCGCCCGCUUUCAAUCCGCUUCCUUCGCCCGAUGUCAAGGUCGAGGAGAUGAAUUUCCUCGAUCCGCGUCUCGAUAAGCAAAGCCAGGAUUCUACGAUCUUUUCCCACUUCCGUCAUGUCGUAUGGAGGCAGUUGUUCCCUCACGACCAUAGACUUGAUGAUUCUUGCGGAUCUGAUAGGCAUAGUCAUUUUAUGACUCUUAGCAUGGACUUCCUAGAGCAGGAAGCCACUCGUUUCCCUCCUCUUUCCCACGCUAUGAUGGCUGUAUCAGCCCUUAGUCUCUCGCACAGCGGCACAGGUCACAAUGUCGAUGCGCUACAAUAUUAUCAACAAGCUUUCCCUUCUCUCCAGGUCAGCCUACGGAAUAACGACGAUCUCGUUUCCGACGGACUGUUCCUUACCCACUUCCUACUUCUGAUCUACGAGAUCGCAGCCGCCGAACCCCACGGCUCGAACCUCUGGUCUCACCAUAUCUCUCGUCUCCUCCACAUCGCCUUCCUUCGACGCGCCAAGUACGGCCAAGAACCCCACCCAUUCAUCCUCUGGUGGGUGUGCCACAUUGACUUAUACGCCCUGUUCAGCGGAGCAGGGACGGGAGAGUUCGUACGAGCCGUCAUCGACCACCAGAUGCUCCCUGGCUCGGAAUGUCUUCUCUAUCCUUCGGCCCCGGAGGGCUACAGUUUGAUUUACUCCGAUGAACAUGAGAGCUUACCAGUGAUCAUGCGUCUAUACCACGACACAUUCCGACUUGCGGCUCAACUCGGCUUCUUGGCUACCCGCCUUCGUCACGAUAAACAGAAUCUGCCCUUUGCAGAGUUCGACCAGAAAUCCCAGGAAGUAACUGAUCUGCGUCAGGCUUUCGGGAGACUGUGGGAAUCACCUGACGUUGCUUUCCUACAUCAACACCAGGAUAGCCUUCCGCGACGGUCGAGGGAAAUCAUGCAGCAGUCUGCUACACUAUAUCAUGCUUGUCAACUCUUCUCCUACAGCAGCAUGUGGCCCGGACAACGAGUCGAAUCCGAAUUCGCUCCAGAUGGAGAAAUCGAUCACCACGCAACAGAGAUCCUACGUUUAGCCGAGCGAACCACACACACACGCCGAGCUGAUCGACAUUUCAUAGUCUUCCCCUUGUUCCUAGCAGGUGCCACGGCAUCAGCUAGUGGAUUGAAGAUGAUGGCAAUGGAAUUGAUGACUAGCAUGGAAGACGAGGAAGAUGGCAUGGGCCGCAAUACAGCAACGACUCGCGCUAUCUUACAAAUUGUCUAUGAGAGGCAAUUGGAGCGCCUUAUGCAUGUGGGUCAUACAUUUGAUGUGGAUUGGUCUGACCUAAUGGCUCAGGAGGGCCUCCAGAUGGUUAAUUUCGGGUUUUGA